AUGUUGACUGCAGUUAGUAUUGAUGCCAACAAUGAAAUAUUUGUGAUUGCAUAUGGGAUAGUUGACACUGAAAGCACUGAGAGCUGGACAUAUUUCUUCAGAAAUCUGAGAUGCUUGUUUGCAACUGAAGGUUGUCAUAAAGAUGACUGGACCUUUAUUUCUGACAGAAUGAGGGGAGUUGAUGCUGCAAUACAUGAUGUGUACCCAAAGGCAACAAGGAGGAUUUGUUUCCAACAUCUAUACUCCAACUGCAAAUUAGCAGGGUGGAGUGGUUCAGCUUUUCACAAGCUUUUUUGGAUAGCUGCAGAUGCAUACAAUGAGUAUCUGUUUGAGAAAGCAAUGACAAAAAUCAAGGAGCAUGCUGCUGCAGCUGAGGAGUACUUAAGGGAAGUACCAAAGCAAUGGUCAAGGAAGAUGUUUGACACCAAACUCUGUUGUGAUCACAACACAACAAACUUUGUCGAGUCUUUCAAUUCCAAGACUAAGGAUUUCAGAGACUUGCCUGUGCUGACACUACUUGAAGCUGUAAGAAAUUGGGUGAUGAAGAGAGUGGGAGCAAGAUUUGACCAGGCUAUAGACAUGGAACCUCAUCAACUGACAGAGUAUGCACAAAACAUACUCCAAAGUAGAAGUGAUGACUCUAGAUUUUGUCAUGUAACUGCUUGUUCUGGCAUUCCCUGUAAGCAUGGCUUAAGGGUGAUAUACCAGCAAAGAUUGGAACCCACCACAUUUGUUUCACCAUACUUCAAAGGGGCUGCUUACAAAGCAACUUAUGCCCAGCACAUCCACCCUAUGGCUGACCCCACACGGUGGCCAAAUUUUGAUGUUCCUGCAAUAAUGCCCCCACCAGUCAAGAGAAGUGCUGGCAGACCAGCAAAACAAAGAAAAAGGGCCCCACAUGAAGCAAGGAAAGGCAAAAGGCACAAGAACAACAAAUGUGGAAUCUGUAAGGAGUUGGGGCACAAUGCUUUAACUUGCAAGAACAAGAGCACAACUGAAAGUGGUGCUGCUGGAAAAGGAAAAGGAAAGGGGGGAAAAAGGAAGGCACAAACUGAUGGUGGAAGCACCUCUCACCAACCUCCAUCAAAGCAAAGGAAAACAAGAAGCACUCAACAUGCUUAG
This is a messenger RNA of Chenopodium quinoa (quinoa), 1122 nucleotides long. RefSeq lists its product as uncharacterized. Gene Ontology annotation, biological process: DNA transposition. The coding region runs from base 1 to 1122 and encodes 373 amino acids. Lineage: Eukaryota; Viridiplantae; Streptophyta; Magnoliopsida; Caryophyllales; Amaranthaceae. Gene Ontology annotation, molecular function: transposase activity; zinc ion binding; DNA binding. The record is from RefSeq and is a predicted model, not a curated record. The transcript is spliced from 4 exons.